AUGUAGAUCAGCAGGUCUGGUGGGAAGCGCAGACACGCGCACGUUCUGGCCGGACGGUGACAGCUACGUGUGUGUGUGUGUGUGUGUGUGUUCCUGACUACGGACUUCUGGACUUGAGGCGGACUUUGUGGAUUUUCCCUCCCGUGUCCCGGCUGGAGCUGCCGGGGACGAACGGAGCCGAACUCAGGAAGGAGCGGAAGGGCAGCGGGAGACACCGCGGGGGGACAUGCUUCGAUACGGACCCGCGCGGAUCGUGUCCACCACCACCACAGAGGACUCGGUGGGGUCCUCCAGUGAGAGGACAAUCAGACGGCUCAGGUUAACUUUACACGCUGGAGAAAAUGGACACAAGGAGCCAAAACACACAAUCUCAGAUACAGCUGACAAAGAGAAGGAUGUCAGUGGAGCGUGGAGGAAGAAAAAUGGGCUGAUCCAAAGAGAGAGGCCAGCUGGCCGAGAGUCGCCUCAGCAGCAGCUUGGAGACUUGGCCAAUGGGGCGCUGGAAACCUCGCUGCAGCAUCAUGGGUCCAAAGUGUACGGCAUAGUGCAGAGGACUGGCUCAGACAGGCAGCAGGAGGUGAUGGCACGCGAGUGGACGGUCAGUCACCUUCACGAUGAGAUGAGGUACAUCAGGGAGGUGAGAGAUUCUUUGGAGAAGGUAAGAGAGCGGAUGUAUGGCCAGUUUGGAGGAAUGCAGCAAUCCAUGCAGAAGCUUUCACAAGAAAUCGGGGCGGCCAACUCACAUCGGAGGAGUCUGGAGAAUGAAGUGAAGAUUCGGACGGCAGCCAUGGAGAGCUUUGAUCAGAUGAACAGUUCCCUGAUGUCUGCCAACAUCAGCCUCCAGCUUCCGUUGCAGAAAUCCCUUCUGGAGAACUGCCAGAGCAGAGUGGACAUGAGGGAGGAGAUGAAGAGCUUGAAGAGCACCUAUCAGAAAGCACAAGAGCAGCUCCGAGAUAAGGAGAGGCAGCUGGCAGAGGCGCAGGCCACCAACCAGACUUUGAGACUUCAGGUGGAGGCUUCGCAGGAGGCCAGCAGCCAGGCACUGCAGGAGCUCUCAGCCCGGCUGCACAGGGAGUACGAGCAAAAACUGCUGGAAGAGCAACAGAGACACAGGGAGGAGAUUGAAAACCUACAGGCACAACUUGAUAGAUACAUAAGGCGACUUGAGGAAGCAGAGAAGAAUAUUCAGAGUGCAGAAGCCAAGAUCACUGAGAGAGAUCAGAGGAUCAGCGAACUGGAGCGCCUCCUGGACUGUAUGGGAAAAGAAAAGAGCCAAUUGGAAAAGAAGCUGCAAGAAUGUGAAAAGUGUCUUCGGUUAUUACAGCUGGCAGACACAACGGACGGAACCACAGCCAAAAGGUCCAAACAGCUGGAAGGGGAGGCAUCAGAUCUCCGUGAGAGGAUCAAACACCUGAACGAUAUGGUGUUCUGUCAGCAGAGGAAAGUCAAAGGAAUGAUUGAGGAGGUUGAAUCACUUCGAGCUCAAGUUGCACAGAAGGAUAUGUUCAUCUCGGAGCUUCUGGACCGAAUUGCAAUAGUGGAGUGUGAGAAUAAUGAAAUUGAAGACAAGCUCAAGUAUUUUAUGUCUACACAGAAUAAGACACGUGAUGUGGAAACUAGGGAGAUAGGAGUAGGCUGUGAUCUGCUCCCCAGCGAGGAUGUCACAUCUCCUGUUCAAAAUCAGUUGCCCACACUGCGACCAACUUUAAUAAACUCGUCCUUCUACCUGACAUCCCCGACACAACCAAGAACAUUUAAGCCUGGUAACCCACCACCGAGCAGGCUGGAGUCCAGCUUACUGAAGUACACUCCUCUUGAGUACACCCGCUAUCUGCAGUCCAAAGCUUCAGCGUCCAGCGAAGCAUCUUCACCCACUGAAUCUGAGCCACUGAGUCCAGUCCAGUCUGACACAGACGAGGUUGAUGCAAAAACAAGCACAGAAAUGGAUUCCAUUCCAGAGGAAUUGACUGCGUCCUCAUCGGCUUCUGAAGGGAGCUCUAGUCCAUCUCAGAUUUACACCCCGUUUAUGAGACUUAUGGAUAUGACGGCAAAGCUAACCCUCGACUCAUGACCUAUUCACUUUGAUUUUAUUUUCCCCACACCUUAUAUACACCUAGAAAUAAAGGCUCAAGUGUAAAAACGUCACAUAAAACUCAUACAGCCUGCAUAUACAAAUGGCAGCAUAAAUGAAGAGAACAUGUUUCAUAUUGGUGGGUGUACAUAAUCUCAUGUUUUGUACAAAUAUGUUGUAAAUAAUCCACUGAAGGAAUAUAUUUGUUUACACUGAAAAACAAUCUUAUGUAAAGAUUGAUAUGGAAGGUUUUGAGUAUUUUGUUAUUGUUUUAUUUCGGCUCUGUACAAACUAUUUUACAAUUGACACAAUAUGUAAAAAUAUUUAUUAAUAUA
Messenger RNA from Thalassophryne amazonica, 2406 nucleotides. RefSeq names its product myocardial zonula adherens protein (gene myzap). Gene Ontology annotation, cellular component: intracellular anatomical structure. The record is from RefSeq and is a predicted model, not a curated record. The transcript has 14 exons. Gene Ontology annotation, biological process: intracellular signal transduction. The coding region runs from base 227 to 2071 and encodes 614 amino acids. NCBI's taxonomy places the organism in Eukaryota, Metazoa, Chordata, Actinopteri, Batrachoidiformes, Batrachoididae.